Messenger RNA from Chaetomium fimeti, 2119 nucleotides. RefSeq lists its product as uncharacterized. Gene Ontology annotation, molecular function: succinyl-CoA:3-oxo-acid CoA-transferase activity. The record is from RefSeq and is a predicted model, not a curated record. The transcript is spliced from 3 exons. Lineage: Eukaryota; Fungi; Ascomycota; Sordariomycetes; Sordariales; Chaetomiaceae. Gene Ontology annotation, biological process: ketone body catabolic process. Bases 313 to 1884 code for a protein of 523 amino acids.
UUCCGAAGGCGGAGACAUGCCGUGGGGAGCCCCCCGGCCCCAGGAUGACCAGGGACCACGGCACUGCCGUCGGCCAUUCACGGGAUAGGACCCCAUCUCGGCCUCGCUGUAAUAGCGAGUUGGGGGGAAGGCGCUCUGGAUGUAGUCCCGCGAUGACUUCUUCCUGAAUUGGACUUUUGUUUCCUUUUACUUCUCUUUUGCUAUUUCACAUUUUGUUUCUUGUCCCAUAGCGAGAGCGGUCGUUGAUUUGGCUGCCGUCCGAUUUGUCCUGAGCCCUCCGCUACCCGAACCCUUGCUACAUUCACAUUCAAGAUGCCGUCGACGGCGAUGUGCAUGAGGACGCUGCGUGCGUACGCCAAGUACGGCCAGAACCAUGCCGCGCUCUUCGCGCGGUCCUUUUCGGCCACGGCCCGCCGCCGCGACAUCAACAAGGUCUACCCCUCCGCCGCCGAGGCGAUCAAGGACAUGAAACCCAAUUCGACUCUCCUAUGCGGGGGGUUCGGGCUGUGCGGCGUACCGGACACUCUAAUUGACGAAGUGCUCAAGAAGCCCGAGCUUAAGGGGAUUACCGCCGUCUCUAACAACGCGGGCACCGACCAAAGCGGCCUCGGCAAGCUUCUACGCACCAAGCAGAUCAGCAAAAUGAUCGCCUCGUACAUCGGCGAGAACAAGACCUUUGAGACCAUGUACCUGACGGGCGAGGUCGAGCUGGAGCUGACACCCCAGGGGACACUUGCUGAGCGCUGCGCGGCCGGCGGCAAGGGCAUCCCGGCUUUCUACACGCCGGCCGCUUUUGGCACGGUCGUCCAGACCGGCGAGUUGCCGCUACGCAACAAGUCUGAUGGCACCCCCGACCAGUUCUCCUACCCCAAGGACGUCAAGGUGUUCAACGGUAAGAGCUACCUGCUGGAGCACUCAAUCGCGGGCGACUACGCCUUCGUCAAGGCCUACAAGGCCGACCGGCUCGGCAACUGCCAGUUCCGUCUCGCUGCCAACAACUUCAACGGCGCCAUGGGGCGCAACGCCAAGAUGACGAUUGUCGAGGCCGAGCAUAUCGUCGAGCCCGGCGAGAUCCCGGCCGAGGCGGUCCACCUACCCGGCAUCUACGUCAAGCGCGUCAUCCAGAGCACGGCCGAGAAGAAUAUCGAGAAGUACACGUGGAGCAAGGACCCCGCCGAGGCCGCCGAGGACCCCAAGGCUUCCGCGCUGCUGGGCACCGGCGACACCAAGGCGAAGCGCGAGCGCAUCGUGAAGCGCGCGGCCAAGGAGUUCAAGAACGGCAUGUACGCCAACCUGGGCAUCGGCAUGCCCAUGCUCGCCCCCGGGUUCGUCGGGGAGGACGUCGAGGUGAUGCUGCAGAGCGAGAACGGCAUCCUCGGGCUCGGGCCGUACCCGGCCAAGGGCCAGGAGGACGCGGACCUGAUCAACGCCGGCAAGGAGACGGUCACGCUCAAGCCGGGCGCGUCCGUGUUCGGGUCCGAGGAGAGCUUCGGCAUGAUCCGCAGCGGCCGCAUCAACCUGACCAUCCUGGGCGCCAUGCAGGUCAGUGCCGUGGGCGACCUGGCCAACUGGAUGCUCCCGGGCAAGGUCAAGGGGUUCGGCGGCGCCAUGGACCUGGUCAGCAACCCCAGCGCCACCAAGGUGGUUGUCACGAUGGAGCAUACCGACAAGAAGGGGAAUCCCAAGAUUGUCAAGCAGUGCGCUUUCCCGCUGACGGGCAAGACGUGCGUGUCGAGGAUUAUUACCGAGCUGGGUGUCUUUGACGUCGACUUUGCAAAGGGCCUCACAUUGAUUGAGAUUGCCGAUGGAGUAACGGUUGACGAGAUUAAGGCCAAGACUGAGGCUCCCUUUAAGGUUGCUGAUGAUCUGAAGCCGAUGCUUUAAAGUGCACGGUUUAUGGGGUCAGUAUGAAAGGGGGUUGGAAUAUGGGUGGUUCAAAACAGAUCUGUAUAUAUUGUAGAUACCUUGGGUAAGUGGCUUAGUUCCGGGAAUGAUACUGCGGCGCGUCCGGUCAUGGUUGAAUCAUUCUAUGGUCUAACUACUGGAGUUUGUCCGUACCUCCGUUGAGUAUUGGCUUGCAGACCGCGAAGUUGCCGGUCCAGCUUCAAGUUCCCCAUAU